GAAUUUUUCGAGCAACGGAAAUAAAUUCUGACAUCGAAGCGAGAAGGAUAACGCCACCUGGACAUUGAUCUUACAAAUAUAUGAUUUUAUCACAGUUUACUUAUAGAUAUAUAAUAUAAAUCUGUAGAUACCUCAGAUAUGAAAACUUGGUGAUAACAAUACAGGCGUUACUGAGUUGCUCCUAAAGGACGUUGGUAUUAAUAAGUUGUAAAGAAGUUUACACGUGACACCUGAUACAUAGCAGUUAUACGUGAAGGAACCAUGGCAGGUAAGAAUGGUGCGUUGAAACUAGAGAAGCUGCGAAAAUUAAUGGCAGCUGUUAAGGUCCCAGGUGUCGAAGGAAAAGGUAUUCAAGCACUUGUCGUUAAGAUGGAGGAUGCUCAUCAGUCCGAGUAUAUAAAGGAAUGUGACCAGCGAUGUCGCUUCAUCUCUGGAUUUAGUGGUUCUUUUGGAACUGCCAUUAUUACCAUGGAUAAGGCCUUACUUUGGACGGAUGGACGAUACUUUCUCCAGGCAUUGAAGGAAUUUGAUCCUCCUGAUGCAUGGACAUUGAUGAAGUACGGAGUGAUGGAUACUCCUUCGGAGGCUGCAUGGCUGGUUUCCAAUCUGCCUUCGAAGUCGAUAGUUGGAGCUGAUCCUAACUUAAUAAGUUAUGCAGCAUGGGUACCUCUUGACAAUGCUCUUGUCGCAGCUGGGCAUCGUUUGAUACCGUUAAAAGAAAACUUGGUAGAUGAAGUAUGGGGAGAAGAGCAGCCACCGCUGACAUUACAAAACAUUCUUCCUCACCCAGUGAUUUAUUCAGGAGAGAGGGCAGGUGACAAGAUAGAACACUGUCGAAGAGAAAUGCAAAAGAAUCAAGUUACAACUCUUGUUGUUACCGCCUUAGACGAUGUUGCCUAUGUACUUAAUUUAAGAGGUUCCGACAUACCCUGUAACCCCGUAUUUUUUGCAUACGUCGUUAUAACAUUGCAAGAUGUUCAUUUCUUCGUAGAAGAGUCAAAACUAACGGCAGAAGCGAAAGAGCAUUUAAUAGAAGAAGGUAUAUGUCCAAAAUAUCACCCAUACAAGGAAUUGCGAAGCUUUUUAAAACAAAACAGUUGUGUAAAUGGAGAGAAUGAGAAACUGUGGAUUAGUUAUACAUCCAGUUACAUCUUGCACAACGACUGCAAAGACGUUAGGAAGCACACGACCAUUACACCUAUUAGUUUAAUGAAGACUAUUAAGAAUUCUGUAGAGAUCGAGGGAAUGAAAGCUGCAUACAUAAGAGACUCGGUAGCUCUCGUCAAAUAUUUCUCUUGGCUAGAGGAUCGAGUCAAAAGUAAAGACAAAGAAAUCACAGAAAUCAGUGGGGCCGAUCGACUUGAAAAAUUCAGGCAGCAACAAGAUAAAUUUGUGCAGCUAAGUUUUCCGACUAUAUCUUCGGUUGGACCACAUGCUGCUAUAAUUCACUAUAUCACAUCACCUGCCACAAACGUACCGAUAACUGAUCAAGAGAUUUAUCUAUGUGAUUCCGGGGCACAGUACCAAGAUGGAACGACGGACAUCACUAGGACUCUACACUUUGGCAUUCCGUCAGACUAUGAACGAGAAUGUUUCACUCGUGUGUUCAAGGGACAAUGUUUGCUAUCGACAACAAUAUUUCCAUUGAAGAUACAAGGCAAUCAUCUAGAUUCGUUGCCACGUAGAUACUUGUGGGCCGUAGGCCUGGACUAUUCUCAUGGUACUGGACACGGAGUCGGUGCCUAUUUAAAUGUGCACGAAUCACCCAUUGGGAUCUCUUGGCGGCCAAACCCCGACGAUCCUGGCCUCGAAGCUGGCAUGUUUCUUUCCAAUGAGCCUGGAUAUUACGAGGAUGGUAAAUUUGGUAUUCGACUGGAGAAUAUCGAAUUAGUAGUCAAAGCGCAGACUCCUCACAAUCACAAAAAUCGUGGAUUUCUCACCUUCGAAACGGUGUCCCUCGUCCCGAUUCAGACCAAACUGCUCGAUUUCUCGAUGCUUACCGACACCGAGGUCGAGUAUUUAAACGCGUAUCAUCAAAGGUGUCUCACAACUUUGGAGCCAUUGCUACAGAAAGAAGAGGACCGGCAAGCUUUGCAGUGGCUGAGAAGAGAGACUCAACCUAUUCAUAAAUAACAUUUCCUUAAGAAUACGUAAAAUCGACGGCAAGAUAUGUACAUACAUGCAUAAUUACCUCUAUUUCUCGUUUCUACAACGUACAAUAAAAAAUUGUUAUCAUUCCAUUGCGGGACCAUUCCUACACUUUAAGUUUCAACGGUCAUUCUGUCGACUCCAUGCGUUCUCUGUCAUUGGUUAGAAAUAAAUUCUUUGAAAACGC
Messenger RNA from Orussus abietinus, 2335 nucleotides. RefSeq names its product xaa-Pro aminopeptidase ApepP. The transcript is spliced from 7 exons. Gene Ontology annotation, molecular function: metalloaminopeptidase activity. Bases 262 to 2133 code for a protein of 623 amino acids. The record is from RefSeq and is a predicted model, not a curated record. Lineage: Eukaryota; Metazoa; Arthropoda; Insecta; Hymenoptera; Orussidae.